Microtus ochrogaster (prairie vole) is the source of this 3344-nucleotide messenger RNA. It is a transcript of the gene Usp39, whose product is annotated as ubiquitin specific peptidase 39. Gene Ontology annotation, biological process: mRNA processing; spliceosomal complex assembly; protein deubiquitination. Gene Ontology annotation, molecular function: zinc ion binding; cysteine-type deubiquitinase activity. The record is from RefSeq and is a predicted model, not a curated record. Lineage: Eukaryota; Metazoa; Chordata; Mammalia; Rodentia; Cricetidae.
GGAAGCUCCUAGCGGCCGGCGGCGAUGUCUAGCCGGUCUAAACGGCAGUCUCAUUGUUCCACCCGUGGGAAGCGCGAAUCCGAGUCGCGGGGUAGCUCGGGUCGCAUCAAGAAGGAGCGAGACCGCGAGCGGGAGCCCGAGGCGGCGAACUCCCUGGCCAGCCCGGUCCGCGUGAAGCGGGAAGCCGAGCCGACUGCGCGGGAGGUUCCGGCGUCCGCGCCCCCGGCGGUGAGGGUGAAGCGGGAGCGCGAGGCCGACGAGGACUCGGAGUCCGAGCGGGAGGUGCGAGCAAAGAAUGGCCGAGUGGAUUCUGAGGACCGGAGGAGUCGUCACUGCCCAUAUCUGGAUACCAUUAACAGGAGUGUGCUGGACUUCGACUUUGAGAAACUCUGCUCUAUCUCCCUCUCGCAUAUCAAUGCGUACGCCUGUCUGGUGUGUGGCAAGUACUUUCAAGGCCGGGGCCUGAAGUCUCAUGCCUACAUUCACAGCGUCCAGUUCAGCCACCACGUCUUCCUCAACCUCCACACUCUCAAGUUUUACUGCCUUCCUGACAACUAUGAGAUCAUCGACUCCUCACUGGAGGAUAUCACAUAUGUGUUGAAGCCUACUUUCACAAAGCAGCAAAUUGCAAACUUGGACAAGCAAGCCAAAUUGUCCCGGGCAUAUGAUGGUACCACUUACCUGCCAGGGAUCGUGGGACUGAACAACAUAAAAGCCAAUGACUAUGCAAAUGCAGUGUUGCAGGCUCUGUCUAAUGUUCCUCCUCUUCGGAACUACUUCCUGGAGGAAGACAAUUACAAGAACAUCAAGCGCCCUCCAGGGGAUAUUAUGUUUUUGUUGGUCCAGCGGUUUGGGGAGCUGAUGAGAAAGCUCUGGAACCCGCGGAACUUCAAGGCACAUGUUUCUCCUCAUGAGAUGCUUCAGGCUGUUGUUCUUUGCAGCAAGAAGACUUUCCAGAUCACCAAACAAGGGGAUGGAGUUGACUUCCUGUCUUGGUUUCUGAAUGCUCUGCACUCGGCUCUGGGCGGCACCAAGAAGAAGAAGAAGACUAUUGUGACUGAUGUUUUCCAGGGGUCAAUGAGAAUCUUCACUAAAAAGCUUCCUCAUCCUGAUCUGCCAGCGGAAGAGAAGGAACAGCUGCUCCAUAAUGAUGAGUACCAAGAGACGAUGGUAGAGUCCACGUUCAUGUACCUGACACUGGACCUUCCCACCGCCCCACUUUAUAAGGAUGAGAAGGAGCAGCUCAUUAUCCCCCAGGUGCCGCUCUUCAACAUCCUGGCCAAGUUCAACGGCAUCACUGAGAAGGAAUACAAGACUUACAAGGAGAAUUUCCUGAAGCGCUUCCAGCUCACCAAGCUGCCUCCAUAUCUAAUCUUUUGCAUCAAGAGAUUUACUAAGAACAACUUCUUUGUGGAGAAGAAUCCAACAAUUGUCAACUUUCCCAUCACAAAUGUGGAUCUAAGAGAAUACUUGUCUGAAGAAGUCCAAGCAGUGCACAAGAACACCACUUAUGAUCUCAUUGCCAACAUCGUGCAUGAUGGCAAGCCCUCCGAGGGCUCCUAUAGGAUCCAUGUGCUUCAUCAUGGAACUGGCAAGUGGUAUGAAUUACAAGACCUCCAGGUGACUGACAUCCUGCCCCAGAUGAUCACAUUGUCCGAGGCCUACAUUCAGAUUUGGAAGAGGCGGGAUAAUGAUGAAACCAACCAGCAAGGGGCUUGAACACCUUGUCUGGGGUUUUACUCCCAAGGGCUGAAGAUGUUAAAUGAAAAUACUGAAGCUGUAACUUCACAUGGGCUGACUGAAGAUUCCUGCCCCAGCUCAGUUUCUAUGGGUCUGGCUGCCCUUGGUGUCCUGUGCUGUCCAGCGGUUCUCUGAUCAGCACAUUGCAGGUGAUACUCCUUCCCUUUCAGCGCCAGCAGGCAGAACUCCUACAGGUGGAUGCCUUACUUGAAUUGCUGCAAGUAUCAGAGAACAGAUAAUUCCUUGGAAACAUCAAGUCUUGAGAUUCUACGAGUGAACAUGAAGCUAACAGCAUCUUUCUGUCUGUCAUAGGUAGAUGGUUUUCCUAUAGUUCCUUCUCUCCUAUGGGACUUUUGGAAUGGAUUAAAUAUCCUCCUGUUUUUAAACCAGCCUUUUGUUUAUGUACCUCAUUUAGGCUUGUGAAGAGGUUUAUUUUCCUUUGUAACUUACACUUUCUGCCCUUUCUGCCACGCAGUCUGUCGUCUCGUGGGCAUCAUUCUUUUCUCUUCCUGUCAGCUUGUGGGUGGUAUGUCAUUUGGAGUACAUUUGUCUCUAAGUAACAAAAUAUUCACUAAAAAUGAUAAACUCUUGUGUCUAACUAGAAGGCUAAAGGUGGGCAGUUUCAGACUGCAGUGCCGCUUUGGAAGGCAGAGAUGAAAGAACUAGAAAGCGCUGCUUACAGCAGUGCAGUUCUGAGCAGGUCUUAUCCAGGCCAAUGGGGAGCCAGAGCAGAGAUUGACUGGCCAAGGAAUUGGGUAGAAGCAUCUUCUACCAAGCUCAGUCAUUGACUCAAUAACCUGGAGGAUUUGAGCUCUGGCAGGAGCACUGAAGCAAGUCUAAGAUGUGGGAAAGGCACUGCAGCAGGAGCAGUCAGUGGAUUAUGGCAGCUUCUCUUUGAAUUUGUUUCCUUUUUCCCUCCCUCCUUUUCUCCCUCCUUUCUUCCCUCCAUCCCUCCCUCCCUUCUGACAGUCUUGCUCUGUAACCCAGUUGGCCUCUAACUUACCAUCUUCCUGUCUCCACCUUUGGAGUGCUGGGAUUACAGGCUGCCACGCCCCUUCAGCAGGUUCUAAACUGGGGUGCUUCUGCAGCUGUGGCCCAUGUUUUGUUUGGUGUAUUGCUUCUGCCUCCUGAGUGCUGGGAUUAAAGCACACACCAUCAACCCCAGCUAUUUUCAGAUUGCAUUUAUGUAUGCGUUUGUAUACGUGUGAGUAUGCACAUGCCACAGCAUGUGUAUGAAGUUCAGAGGACAGCUUGCAGGAAUUUGUUCUCCUCUCUUAGCGUGUGGGUCCCUGCGUUUGAAAUCAAGUCCUCAGACUUGGCAGCAUGAGCCUUUACAUACGAGCUCAGAACUGAUCUUUAAAGUGGGUCUCAGCAGAUCACUCCUCCCUCUCACUGACUGUCCACUUUGGCAGCUCUUUGUCUUCUAAGGUAAAGAUUGAAGGAUUUUCCUCACUUCCAAGGUCAUUUGUGUUUGUUUUGAAUUCUGGACUCACUGACCUAGGAUACAAAAUGUCAUGUGUUGAUAAGCAAUGACACGGGCACUUAUUUUUAUUUAUAUGGGAGACAGGGUCUCAUUAUGUAGCUUGGCUGGGGUGGAAUUUGAU